This is a messenger RNA of Nannochloropsis gaditana CCMP526, 1110 nucleotides long. It is a transcript of the gene ACIN1, whose product is annotated as apoptotic chromatin condensation inducer in the nucleus. The annotation marks the transcript as partial. The transcript has a single exon. The record is from RefSeq and is a predicted model, not a curated record.
AUGGCGCUGCCCACCCUGGAAACAAUUAAGGGCAUGAAGGUCGCUGAGCUUAAGAAGGAAUUGGAGAAGCUCGAUUUGCCUGUGAAGGGGCUGAAAGCAGACUUAAUGCAGCGACUCAUGCAGCACGUCGAGAAGGCAGCCGCCGCCGAGGAAGGGGGCAGUGACGACGUUGAUGGCUUAAACGACAAACCGGAGCCCCAAGACGAGACUUUGAAGCCUUCUGUGAAGGCUAUUGUCGAGGAGGAAUUGGUAGGCACUGCAUCGAAAGGUCCGUCUGGAUCCUCGCGCGAGAAGGAGCAGGAAGGGGAGGUAAUGGCGGAGGCUGCCCCGUCUGCCGUCCACCCAAGUCCCAGCCCCGCCCCGGCCAACCCCUCGGAGCUCGAGCACAAUCCCGAUCGAGGAAUAGAGAAGGAGAAACCUUCCCAUCUGACCUCGCCAGCCGAGGCCUCGGCGGCGCCACAAGCCGCUGAGCCUUCUGAGAUCGGGAGCUCCCUGCGGCAGGUUGCGGAUGCCCUGCCCUCUUCUCCCUCCUCGGCCACUGUGCCGAGCGAGUCAGCCCAGUCGUCUGACAUGGCGGCGGCAGUGACCCAGAAGGGACGCGCUUCACCUGCCCCGAUUGAUGCUGAGGUGAAGAAAGGCACAGGUCCGAGUGAGACCGCCCUCCUGGCCAGGGAGGAGUCUCUGUCCGGCGCUGAUGCCCCUGAGCCCGCCGCCGCCCUUGUGCCAGCCCCAAAGAAUCCGAGAAGCGCCACCAUCCGCGUGGACGGCUUCAUCCGUCCCUUCCGCCUGGUGGCGGCCAAGGAGAUGCUGGAGGAGCGGGGAGGGGGCCCUCUUGUUGGAGAGGAUGGCAUGUGGAUGGAUGUGAUCAAGACGCACUGUUACGCCACCUUCCAGUCGGAGGAGUGCGCGGCGCGAGCACGGAUUGCAUUGCACAAGUACCAGUGGCCGGAGCGGGGGGGCGUCCUGACCGCCGAUUUCUCGCCCAAGACCGCGGCCCAGGUUACGGAGGAGGACAAGCUCCUCAAGAAGGCGCGCGCGGCCUCCAGGCUCCAGGAAGGAGGGGACAAGACAGGCGGGGCGAGGCCGGGGGAGCCUCUGGCGGCCACGCCC